AUCAACCAAUGAGCAGGUGCUUGGCGCAGAGGCACGUCGGCAGAGGUGUCAAAGGUUUCCGGCAUCGCCAUCAUUUGAAUUGAUAAUUACAGAAUCUGCAUAGUGACAAUUACUGUCUCUUUAUUACUAUCACUCUGAUCAAACAACAUGGAGAAAGUCCUUGCAGCCUCGGUGAUUUUGUUUGUUAUGACGCAGGUGUACUGCGAAAUAUUGUUGUCUGACAAAGUUUACGUCGAUGGUGUGCUGGUAGCCGAGAAAAAAGUGCCACCGAUCCGUAAGAGGAACUUCCAGCGUGUCUGGGUGGACGAAGCGGUCAGCGUAAUGUCAAUGGGGGACGUUCCCAAACCACUGUACGUAGGAAAUGCUGUCGUUGUGCAGUCGCAUGACUACAAAAAUGGCGCUUUCUUCCCUAUCGGCCCGAAGAAGACUUAUAAGGCUUUUUAUUACCGAAACCAGCCCCCAAUUCCACGAUCCGUCAUGGCAAAGGCCGGAAUGAUUUAAACAUCCCCCUGUUGUUACAUUAAUAUUUUGUUUCCGGUAUUUUGGAUUAUAUUUUUAUAUAAAUCUGUAUUUUUCUUGAUUUCUUAUAUUUCCUUUACAAUGAAAUUGUUACACCGAGAAAUCUUAUUUACUAUUCAUUGAAAGUAUAAAGAAAUUGUGCAUGACA
Magallana angulata is the source of this 667-nucleotide messenger RNA. RefSeq lists its product as uncharacterized. The transcript is spliced from 2 exons. The record is from RefSeq and is a predicted model, not a curated record. Lineage: Eukaryota; Metazoa; Mollusca; Bivalvia; Ostreida; Ostreidae. Bases 148 to 501 code for a protein of 117 amino acids.